Falco peregrinus (peregrine falcon) is the source of this 7412-nucleotide messenger RNA. RefSeq names its product intraflagellar transport 27 (gene IFT27). Bases 350 to 841 code for a protein of 163 amino acids. The transcript has 7 exons. Gene Ontology annotation, molecular function: GTPase activity; GTP binding. The record is from RefSeq and is a predicted model, not a curated record. Gene Ontology annotation, cellular component: Golgi apparatus. Lineage: Eukaryota; Metazoa; Chordata; Aves; Falconiformes; Falconidae.
CAGCAUAAGAUCUUUCGAAGAGAUUGGAAGGAGGGGAAGACCCAGGAAGUUGCAGUCAGCUUUUUCAGCUCUAACCCAAACGCAUUAAGUUUGCCUCGAACUGCUUAAGGAAGACAGAAGAUCAGUAUGAAGAUUAAGAACAGGGCAUAGAAAUAGUUUAAGAGAAGUCAAGGCAGAUAUCAGGAAAAGUAUUUGAAAAAAAAGAAGACAAAUAAUUGAAGGAACCAACCUACUGCUGUGUGAAAGACUACAAAAAUAACAGUGGGAAAGGAGGAAUAAAAUUCUGAGAUACUAAGAAAGCAACUAAGACACAGGAGAUCCAGCUGUGGGGAAGAGUGCUCUAGCCCAGAUGUUCCGCAAUGAUGGGGCUCAUUUUCAGAAGAACUACACACUGACAACGGGCAUAGAACUGUUGGUGAAGGCUGUAUCGGUUCCAGAGACAAGUGAUAGUGUGGAAUUCUUCAUUUUUGACUCUGCAGGAAAAGAUCUAUUUUCUGAAAUGCUAGAGAAACUGUGGGAGCAACCCAACGUCCUGUGCCUUGUGUAUGAUGUCACUAAUGAGCAAUCUUUCAACAACUGUGCCAAGUGGUUGGACAAGCUGAGGGCUCACGCAGUUGGAAUGCACAUCCCAGGUGUCUUAGUGGGGAAUAAAACAGACCUAGUUGGUCGUCGAGUUGUGGAGCAGAAACAAGCACAGGAGUGGGCUGAGAAACAUGGCCUGGAAUACUGUGAGAUGUCAGUGAAGGAGAUGAAAAAUUUUGAGGCCCCUUUCCACAUCCUGGCAAAGUCAUUCCAGCAACUGUACAAAGAGAAAGUGGAAACUUUUCACUCACUAGCUUGAGGGCUGUGACUGGCAUGAGUUAUUUAUCUUCUAAGCUUCUUCAGGUGCCCAGAAUCCUGCAGGAUGGAAUACAGUGAGAAGAAAAAAGAUGAGCUAUUUACUUCUUCAUGGUCAUCUUCUGAUAAUUCAAAAUUAACUAGAAAUAAGCAAGUGGAAAGACUCUUCUGAAGUUGCUACCUCAGCAUUCCUUUCAUGUCCUCUAACUUGGUUCUCUGCUCACUGGAAGUCUGCUAGGUUGGAGGAGGCAGGGAGUAAAAGGGGUGGGCAGAAUGGAAACUGCCAGCUUUUUGCUUUGAUAUUGUCUUGUCUCUUGUCUGAGCAGACUUCCUGCUGCUACAAGCAAGUACUUAGAGGUUUGGAGAAGGUGAGAGGAAGCUGACAGAAUGUUUUUCAACUUAAGCAACCCAACCUUGAUACAUAUGUUGCAGGGCAGGACCGAUUUGGCCUUGCUGCUAGAAAAGCAUUUUCUGUAGGAGGCCUGUGCCCAAAAAUCAACGUGUGGAGACUCAGUUGUGCAAGGACCAAGCUGGAUUUAGGUGUGUUUCUAGGAGUGUCCAGAGUUUUAGACCUUUUUUAACAGUGUUACCCUUAUCAGUUGUAGGACUGAUAUGCUGAUGACUAAUACAUGUUUCUGACUUCUAGAAUCUGGUUCUUUUCUUCAAUGUGGCUCACUUUCACUGCCCGGUGGGAACUGUCUGGCGACUGUACUGUUGUCACUUGGUAAUGCAGUGCCCUCUGCUGGUCCCAGGUCACAAGAUUUCUCAAGAAGCUACCUCUUGAAGCAAGCAGGACUUCCUACAGGCACAUCCAAAUUGGCUUAUCUGCAAAAUGGGGUCAGAUAGUAAGAUACCUCUCUUAUUCUAAACAUGAGUCCAAAUUUUAAAACAAAUUAUCUUUCCUUCUUCGUGUCUUUGUCAUCUUAGGUGGUUUUAUGUCAAUUUUCUUUUUGUCAGCUGAACUUGGCAAUACUAUGUUCUCAUUAGGUUCAAUUCUCAGUCCCUUACUAGAAUCAGAGUCCUCCUUCUUGUUAAACUUUCCCUGUUUGUCCUUGCAUUUCAUAUUGAAGACCACAAUUCUGAUGUUGCUAGUGGAAACAGGACUAAGGAAAUAAAAGACAGCUUGGCUAAGUUACUCUGACUCAGCUGUGUCUGGCUAGAAGUUUCAUAUCAGAAAGGGUAAAAGCCUAGAGAGAACUGCUCUUUUGUGUGGAGUACUGAUGCUGCAUGUGUAAGAGUCUAUCUGCUAAUGCAUUAUGUGAAAGCAUCCACGGUAAGGUACUGCCUUGUUACUGAGUGCAACACCAAGAAGUUCAAAACUGUAACCUUUCUCUUCUCCCAGAUUUUGUUAACCUCCUUUGGGCAGGGAAAGCUGAAUUUUUUGGAGUGUAAGCACUGAGUGAUUUUUCAGGCAGGCUUUUCAAGAAUCUGUGUUUCAAGACUUUUAUAUGUGUGUUUUAUAACCAUUUUUAUGCCCAAUGCUAGGAAAAGUGCAUCGGAUUGAACGUAAGAAAUAUGGCUGCAGAUGUUGUAGCAGAUUUUAUGAAGCACUUCAAGAAUCUGGAGAAGCAGCUGGGCUCAUUUCACUGGCAACAGUGUGUUGAUAGGGAAUUAGCCAGGGAGCAUGAACAGAAGCUAAAGAGGUUAAGUAGGAGCUCAGCCCACAAGAAAAGCAAAGCAAUAGGUUCUUUUGCUAGAAGCCACCUCAAAAAAAUGACAGAAGAACUGGGAAGGCUCUUGCUUCCUCCAGAGAAGGAAGGACUCCUCUGUGGGCUUAGGGUAACUAGAAAACUCACUCUUUUGAACUGGAUUAGCAUUACUGGCAUUUGUGUCUUUACAAGGGUUGUCUUGUUAAUCCUGGCAAGUGUCUAUUGAUUCACAGGGGCUGGGUAGAGUUCUUGCCUGCAGGUGCUAGUACCUCUGACUAUGAAGAAUAAAAGUUAUUUUGGAUGCUGUGCUGAUCUAGUUAAAGAACUAAAGAAGGUUUGUUUUGAUUUGGUAGCUCAUUUCCCCAUAGUUCUAUUCAUGAUGUGAUUCCAACACAAGACAGAUAUUUUUUCAUAUUGAAAAUAGCAUGCCAGGUGUGUAUGCCACCUGUGAUGUAUAUAGAGGGGAUGUACGCCUCGGGAAUGGGCAAUAAAAUGAAUUCUGUGCAAUCUUUAACCAGGGAGUUCAAUCUCUGCACCAGAAGGACCUCACCUUCAAAUAAACAGUUUAAAUGCACCAGUAAGAUGAAGACUGGUGAACACUUUUUUAUUAAAUGAAUGCAAAAGCUGGAGGAUCUCAUUAAGGGAAUGCUUGCAGUGGUGAUCUGUGAUUUAUGGGGAAGCUGCUUUUGAGAGGUUAGUGAAGAAAAAUGCAUCCCAUGCAGGGAAAGAUAUAUUGCCUGAGAGAGGAAAUGUAUGAUCUAAUUAGCUAGCAGUAGGGAUUCACCCACUGCCCCUUUCCCUCUUUCCACAGGCCAUGACUAGAAUUAGAAAAGAGGUUGUGUCUAAAGCAUGUUGUCCAAUUUGCUUUUUAGAGGACUAUUUCAAGCACUAAUGUAGACACAAUUUAAUGUCCUUCAAAAUGGUAUGUUUGACAAUAACCAUCUCAGUCCUUCUGAAUGUGUUUUAAAAGCACACUGUAUUGUCCUUACUGGCUAAUGUGCUAUAUAGUACCAGAAUGAGGCAGGUGAUGCUUGUUGCCAUUUUCCUAGCUUAUUUGUGACCUUGGUGGUAGAGGCUAGUAGUGAAGAGUAGAUAGAGAACAUGGGAGCCAGAUAAGGGAAGGUUGUGGAAAAUAGUUUUGUGUAUGUGUGAAUGAGUUUAGGGUGGUGAGUAGGUGAGCUGGACAAGCAGGAUGAGUAAGAAUCUGAAGCCAUUAUUGUUUCUCUUACUGUGUUCAGUAACUGUUGUGGUCACAGCUGUAGGGUGAGGAUGCAUGUUUGCUGCUUACAGCCUUAGCAUUACUCUGAAUUACAGACACUGUGGAGAACAGUGGGAGGAAGGCAGAAAGCCUGUCUGCUGACCGGGAAGCUUGUUGUCUUCUGACAGCUCCCUUACUUUGUCCAGCUGUGCAGUGCUGCAGGUGCUCAGCAUGGGUGUUUACAACCCAGAAGAGACCCAGCUCAACCAGAACUGAAAUUUCAAAAGAAGGGGGAGGAAACAAACGGGCCUUUAACUGUUUUUAAAAUAUACAUGGUCCUUCUUUUUCCUGUUUGCUUGUUUGAUGAGACAAAAACAUUCUUUCCUCCUUGGGAGUCCCUCCUUCUUACCUUUCCUUUGGUCCUCAUGGUUCUACUGCACAGAAUCCCUGUUAUACUUGUGCCCUGCUUUACUUAGCUUGAUACAUCACCAGCUGAUUUUUUUUAUCCUUCUAAUUUCUGCAUUAUCUAUUCCCAAGGCUGCAAGACAUUUCUUCUUAGAGAGAUUAAUAGAUGAAAGAAAACAAAAGUGGAAUUUUUAGUCAAAUUGUCUUGGAAGAAAGAACCUUAAGAACAGUUUCUGACAUUCACAAAUUUUACUGGAAAUUUGUUUGUGUAAAGUUGUCAUAUUAAAGAUGCUUUAAUGGUUUUGUUUUGUCUUGCCAGACAUAUUCUACUGCAGAGUGAAAUGCAGAAUGUAAAAUUCCAGAAAGAUCAGGUUUUAUUGUGGGAGUUAAUAGUUUCAAAGGUGAUCAUACUGUGAUAAGAUCUGCUAACAAUGAUAAGUCUUAAUAAUGGAGUGGUCACUGCUGUUCAUAAUAAAGCAUUAAAUAUACUGAAAUGGGGCUGUCAGAACAGUUUCUUCUGGAGAUUUGUUCAUUUUAGAGAAUUAAAACUUAAGAAAGGACAUCUUUCAGAAAACUGAUCUGAUACAUGACACCAUUUGGACCAGGGUUAUUUCUAAUAUAAUUUCAGUGACUUAAAGGGCCGGAUUUAGUCUUCUAUGCCAACUGGCUCCCCUGGGUAAGCUUCAUUUCUUUACCCACUAUACAUCUUGGACCAAUCUGACCUGAUAGCAAAAGACACAUGAUGUUGUUGAAAAUGAAAUACUGCCCUGGGGCAGAAGGAUAAACUGUGUGGCAUCCUGAGGUCCUCCCAGCAAUACUUUCUAUAAUUCUAUUAGAUUAAGUGGGGAAAGAAGUAGCGUGGAAAGCACAAAACAGGCUAAGUCAUAAACUAGCAAUUAAACUGGGAGCUGGGCUGGGCUACAGCAGAAAACGUACAAUCUAUCCCAAUUAAGAGCUGUAUCUCAAGAGAAACCAGGAGCCUGACGCAGGUGCUGACAGCAGGGAAAACACUGCAUUUCUGUUCUGGAGGCAGCAACUGCUUUCUACUGGUGCUUACACAGAUCCACGGGGGUCCAUACCCUGGUCGACACUGUGCUCUGCUUGUAAUAACUACUGUAUCUAUGAUGUUCAGGUGGCAGCUGCUUGCGGUUGUUGUCUCAUCUGCCUGUAUAAAGCCAGCAGUGUGAUGGCAGAUUAUCUGCUAGUAGCAGGACGUUCCUGUUCUUGACACCUGCAUGAUGGGACUCCUCUCUCCCCAUGCCUUCUCAGUCCUUCUUUUCCUAUCUCAUAUCCACUUCUUGAUGGAGAAUAUCCACCUCUGCUUGUUCUAAGCAAGUAAUUUUUCCAUCUUGCAGACGGUACUCCAUGGAAGCUGUGGCUAAGGGACUUCUAGGACCUUCUGCAGCAGAGGUGGAGUCUGAACAGGAUCUCUUCAAGGGCCACAUUGGGCCCUGCAAUGUCUCUCUUUGCCUAAGGGCACAUCAUCUCUCUGCUUCUCGCAUCCUAUUUCCUCCUCCUGCUGUCAUCUUGCCUUGAGAACAAUGUCUUCUGUGCCAGUUGCCCUUCGCUUUGUUGACCCGGAACAGCAAUGCUUGGGGGAGGGAGAAAGAAGAGCGCUACACAAUCUCAAGUCUUUUCAGGGCUCUUUAGCUGUUGUGACUCCCUGUCGAAGCCACCUGAGAGACGGGGAUGUUGCUCAGUCUAGAGCACAAUUUCCUGGCAGGAGACCCCCCGCUGAGACCUGGCAGCCUCGUCUUGGCUCCUCAGAGCUUGCCGCAGUGUAACUUUCACAGACACUGGCUGUUCUUAUUCUGACUUGGAGUUGUUAUUUUUUGUUUUGUUUUGUUUUACUCCUUGGGGGUCUUUCUCUCAUUCUUCUGUCACAGCUUCACAUAUUUCCUCCCCUGGAGCUGUUUGUCAAGAGAAGCCUGGAAUUGUUCUCUUUCUUGGUCUCUGAGAUCAAAUCCAAAUCUGGCAAUGUUUAAAAGGGAAAUGUGACAGACCCUACAUGUCAGGCUGGGGUCAGGGCUGGGGUCAGUUUGAUGAGUUUCCCUCCAGCCAGAUAUGCAUCAAUUGGAGAAAUGUGGAGCCUGUAAUCUUUCUGCACAAGUACUGGAAAAAUAUGCGAUAUGAGGGCUUCAUGUUAGGGACAGUGAGCAGAAAGGUACAAAGGCAGAAAUGGUUGGCUGCUGUGUCCCAAAUGGGACACGCAGGAGCAGUAGGGGAAUAGGAAUAUGUAGGAAAAGAGUGGGGUCUACACCUCUUCAGGAAGAGCCCAAAGGAUUUGCUGAGGCAGAGUGGGAGGGUGGGAAUUAGGGGUGGGAAGACCUAAGGCUUUUCCUGGCUUGUAGAAUGAUGUAUGGAAAUAAAGUGGGAGGACGAGUAAUUUUUGCAUGAGCCAUUGAGGGAAAAUGAGGAUAGGGUAGAGCUGGAUGACACUGCAGGUGGGAGGGCAGGUGGUAAGAAUAAAUAACUGAACCGAGAUCUUCAGGGCCAAGAUGUCGGGCCAAGGUCGGUUUGGGGAGUUCAGAGCCAUGAUGAGUAAGGUCAGUGGUAGCCAUUGGGUUAGGUUCAAGACAUAGGGCUUGCAUUAGAACAAGGCAGAAUGAAUUGAAGUCUGCAUGACAGGGUUGACACUGGGAUUUGAUAGGGCAACUACGAGAAUCCAGAAUGAUAAGCCUAGGAGUAGUGUGGAGAGAUAAUAACAGCAAGCUGUGAUGCUGUGAGGAGCAGUGGCUGGAGCAGGUGAGACCAGAAAAAGAUGGAGUAGGUAAGCUAAGGACACUACCAGUGGAAGAGUGUGAAGAGGUGUUGGAAAUUCAGAUCAAGUACAGUUCGUCCGAGGGGAUUUCUGAGUGGAGGGAAAUAGACGCCUACAGUUGUUACCCACAUGUAUUUGUAUCAUUUAAAACACAAAUUAGUUCCAGCACUAUCUCUGUUUUCUUUUGCCAGAAAGUGGGGUGAUCUAUUUGCUUAAAACUCUUUUUUUUUUUUUUUCCUUUGGUGAGGGGAGGGGGCAAUGCAUAAAUUUAUGCCUAAUUGUGCUGCAGCAUCCCGAGUAUAUUAUGUUCAUCUAUGCAGGGAAUGGACACAGAACCUGCACCUCACCUGACCAAGCAGAAGUGCCCUCUACAAUUUGAGCAUUAACAUCUCACAACAAAAACUUCACAAUCAGUUCAUACAGCAGAAGGUCUCCUCAGGGUAUCAGUAUUUAACCUCAAAAAACAGAAAAACACUAUUGUGUGAGGUCAUUGUAAAACAGAUAGAAAUCACUCUGUUCAUGAAUAAAAUUACCUACAAUAAAAAAUGCUUUUCGCUGUGCA